Punica granatum (pomegranate) is the source of this 2008-nucleotide messenger RNA. NCBI's taxonomy places the organism in Eukaryota, Viridiplantae, Streptophyta, Magnoliopsida, Myrtales, Lythraceae. The record is from RefSeq and is a predicted model, not a curated record.
GCGGGGUUCGCCGGUGAAAUAUCCGGAGAAAAGAAAAGGAUGAAGUGGAAGUUCUCCUCCUCGCCCUGUAAACUGCUCCAACAACCGCACUCUCCCCCCUCUCUCUCUCUGGGACCUUCCGACGUUCGAAGAGAGAAAAUGCAGAUUCUAGGCGCCAUUAGCGACGUGCUUGUCGGCGUUCCCUCCUGCGGCGGCCACAGCAAGUACUCCGAGCUCAGACAUCAGCACCUCCCGCUUUCCGAUCACAAGUCCUCCUUCCGCUCCGGCGGAGCUAAUGUCAAGAGAUGCCGAUCAUUUUACAUCCAAAAACUAGGAAGAGGACAUGAUGAGUACAGAGGAAGAGGUUCAAGGCUUAGAGCAUCAAGUGAUGAUGUGGUUUCAGUGGCUCCACUUUCAUUUGAAUCCCCAGUUGGCCAGCUCCUGGCUCAAAUACUGCAGAGUCAUCGGCACUUACUUCUUGCUGCCGCUGAUCAGCAACUUGAGAACCUUCAGACCGAGAGAGAUGCUGAGAAGGAAAAAACUACUUCCUUUGAAGAUCUUCUUUACAAGCGGAUCGCAGAAGUCAAAGAGAAAGAAAGGCGUAUGGCAUUGGAAGAGAUAAUGUACUGCUUAAUCGUGCAGAGAUUUUUGGACAAGGACAUUUCGAUGAUCCCAAAGAUAACUCAGACCUCUGAUCCUGUUGGCCGUGUUGAUUUUUGGCCUAACCAGGAACAGAAAUUGGAGUCUGUGCACUCUCCUGAAGCUUCUGAAAUGAUCCAGAGCCACUUAUCCCUCGUGCUCGGGGAUCGAAUGGUUGGUCCCCUAGAUAGUAUCAUCCAGAGUAGCAAGAUCAAACUAGGGAAGCUGUAUGCUGCUUCUAUCAUGUAUGGAUAUUUCCUCAGAAGAGUUGAUGAACGAUUUCAACUGGAGAGGACGAUGAAAACUCUUCCCAAGGAUCUACCUAAGGAUGGGGCAAGUUUUGAUGAUCCAGUGCCUAUGAACCCACUUUGGGACCCCGAUUCUCUGAUCAGAAUCUACCCUGAUGAUGAUGGGGAUAGUCCCAUCGAUGAAGGUGAUGGCAAAUCUUACAGACUGAGAUCAUAUGUGAUGUACUUGGAUGCAGAGACACUUCAGAGAUACGCGACUAUAAGAUCGAAGGAAGCUAUUUCUCUGAUAGAAAAGCAAACACAGGCAUUAUUUGGAAGGCCUGAUAUACGGCUUGCAGAAGAUGGGACAAUUGAUACAUCGAAUGACGAAAUAGUUGCGCUUACUUUCUCUGGUUUGACAAUGUUAAUUUUGGAGGCAGUUGCAUUCGGGUCAUUCUUGUGGGACACAGAAAGCUACGUUGAGUCAAAGUACCAUUUCCUCAAUAGCUAGAAUCAACAUUCUUCUUAAGGAUUAGAUGCGGUGAAAGUAUGUUGCGAUCUCUGUAAAUUGUUAUGAGGGUAAUCUUUCUUAAUGAGUGCUCCAACAGUGAAGCAAGUGAAGCAGUUGAAAAAUCAACAAUCUUUAUGCUCGUAUCACAUCAUAGAGUAGACAGCACUGGGGGAAGCGGGUUCAGUGCUAGCCCGUAACUGAGCAACUUUCCGCUGCUUGUCCGAGAACUCUUUGAGUUCAGGUAAUCUUGCCUCUUUCUAGAUGAUUGCUCACUCUUCCGUAUGCUUUGAAAGCUAGGGCUCACUUUUAUAUAGACAAGUACAGCCACAUUGUGAGACAUGCCGCAUGAUACGAGCCAAGGACUCUGCAAUUUUUCUAUUGAGAUUGAACAUUUAGUUAAGCUCUGCGCCUCCCGAUUCAUGCUAGCGAACUCUCUCCAUGUUCGGUUGCAAGGAAGCUUCUAACUGCAAACGCGCGUUCAUCAUUAUUGGUUAUCAAGAUUAAUACCGACCCGUGAAAGCUGCAAUGGAUGCGGCUUGAAAUCGACAAGUUUUUCUUCUUUUUGCAAGGAAAAGGAGUCAUUAUUUGAUGGCAUCAUAAUAAUGAUUGAUUGUUUGGGACCUAGUCCAUAAUGAUGCUUGUGAUUGAAGUU